Molecule: messenger RNA, 3698 nt
Organism: Epinephelus lanceolatus (giant grouper)
Lineage: Eukaryota; Metazoa; Chordata; Actinopteri; Perciformes; Serranidae
Gene: slc17a5
Product: solute carrier family 17 member 5
Biological process (GO): transmembrane transport; monoatomic anion transport
Cellular component (GO): apical plasma membrane
Molecular function (GO): transmembrane transporter activity
Source: RefSeq, a predicted model, not a curated record
UUAGCUUGUGCGGUGCAGAGUAGCGCUCAGCUGACUGGAGUUAGCUUCCUGCUGCUUUUGUUGUUGUUUUCAGGCUUAGUCUGUGAUGCAGUAGACAGUUUGACGUGGACUGAAACAUGGAGCGGUACGGGUCGGACACGGAGGGGGACGAUACACCGCUGCUUCACCGAGGACACGACGACAAAGCCCAGAAAGCCCCAGCUUGCUGUUCAUCACGCUAUGGCCUGGCACUGCUCUCCUCUUUUGGCUUCUUCGUGGUCUACUCCUUGCGGGUGAACCUCAGUGUGGCCAUGGUGGACAUGGUCAACAACACCCACCAAUCCAGCGCCAACCACAGCUCAGUGUGUCCUGGUCAUACCGACCCUGCACGGCCCAAACACAACCGUACGGCCAGUGUGUACAACUGGGACUCUGAGACACAGGGCUGGAUCCUGGGCUCCUUCUUCUACGGCUACAUCCUGACGCAGGUCCCUGGGGGCUACCUGGCCGGCCGCUAUGGACCCAAGUGGCUGAUGGGCCUCGGGAUCCUGGGAACUGUCAUUUUUACGCUGCUCACCCCUGCAGCUGCUGACCUGGGUGCAAGCUACCUUAUCGCCGUCAGGGUGCUGGAAGGGAUCGGAGAGGGAGUGACAUUCCCUGCUAUGUACACUAUGUGGGCAGCCUGGGCCCCACCAUUGGAGAGGAGCCGACUGCUCACUAUUUCCUACAUUGGAGCCCAGCUGGGGACAGUAAUCUCUCUGCCUCUGUCUGGUGAAAUCUGCUUCUACCUGGAUUGGACCUACGUCUUCUACGUGUUUGGUGCUGUCGGCCUGGUGUGGUUCGUCCUGUGGGCCUUCCUCGUCUUUGACAGUCCAAACACUCACCCACGGAUAUCAGAGCGGGAGAGACUCUACAUCACCAACUCACUGAAGAACGAGCUGUCCACCUCAGCAGGCAACAUCCCCUGGAGAGCCAUAGUGACCUCCAGACCGCUGUUGGCCAUCGUGGUGGCUCACUUCUCCUACAACUGGACCUUCUACACCCUCCUCACCCUGCUGCCAACCUACAUGAAUGACAUACUGGGAUUCAGCAUACAGCAGAACGGCAUGCUGUCAGCUCUUCCCUACAUAGGCUGCGCUGUGAUGGCUGUGCUGAGUGGCCAGCUGGCUGAUUACCUGCGGGAAACGCUCCUCUACCCCACCGUCACUGUCAGGAAGUCCUUCUCCAUUGUUGGUAUGAUCGGGCCGGCAGUGUUCCUGGUGGCAGCAGGAUACACAGGCUGUAACUACACGCUGGCUGUGACAUUCCUCACCAUCUCCUCCGCUCUGGGCGGAGUGUCGGCGUCUGGCUUCAACAUCAACCACCUUGACAUCGCUCCUUCGUAUGCUGGUAUCCUCCUGGGAAUCACCAACACCUUCGCCACCAUCCCUGGCAUGGUGGGACCAGUCAUCGCAAGCGCACUCACCCAACAUAAAACCAUAGAAGAAUGGCAGAUGGUUUUCUACAUUGCUGCUGCCAUCAACCUGUUUGGAGCUGUGUUCUACACUGUGUUCGGCCGAGGAACGGUGCAGACCUGGGCCGUCCACACGUCCUACUCUCAUGGAGACUGAGGCUGAAGACAAGUGCCGGACGUGUCUGUUUGAUGAUUUAAAUUUUUCCAAUGGACAGGUCUCAAUCAUGGGCUUAAUUUAAUGGGUAAUCAGUGACAGAUACCUUUCCAGCUGCGCUGAUAAUUCUCAAAGCGUGACUAGCUAACAGUGAGUAACAGCCAUAAUACCCUCGCAGACGUUCUGUACUGUGACUGCAGGUACUACAGAGUCAGGUAAACCUUCAGUCACAGCAACAGAAGACUGAGAUUUUAUUGAAGUGAAUAUUUCUAGGAGGCAAAAAUAAUCAUUUAGCAGAGCAAACAACCACAGUAUGCAUCUCCAGGAAGUGUCAGAGGAGGCUGUCUUUAUAAAGGCAAGCACUCCUGACACUAGCUGAAAAAAAGGAAUGAAGCCAGUUAAUAAGGAAGCUACAGGUGUUGACAUUAUGAACACCACAGGAAAUAAGCUACAAGACAAAAUAUCCCAAUGUAGCUCCUCAGGUUUGCCAGUUAGUUAACUUGAUAAGCUCAUUUUUUAUUUCUGCCUCCAGAGCACUUUAAAGAUGUUUUUACCCUGCGACUCCACAGUACACCUUCUUGAGUUUUAAUGCCAUGGUUAAAGUCUGUCCUCUUUAGAAGGAUGUUUCCUUAACUGGUGUGUAUAAAGUUUGGGUUAACACAACAUGUGAAACUUAAACUAAGUGCCAAAUAGUUUAAAGUGUUUAAAGGAACGCCUCACCCCCAAAUCACCUUUUGUUUAUGAGUUACUCUGCCAGAGUCCUGUUGAAUGUGUGAAAAGGACUUUGUUUUUCCCACAUGCCUUCACUGAACGGAGGAUCCAAUAACAGACAAAAUUCUUGAUGAGUUGAAGUCAUAGAAUUUCGUCAGUAUCCUUUAAAGUACCAAUGGUGCGUUCAUUUUGUACUCGUAGGUCGGAAAUUCCCAGUUCCCAGUCGGAAGUUUAAACUCGAACGCACCCUGAGGUCGGAUUUCCAACUCGGAAACUCAACCGCAUCAACCCCGACUUACGAAUUCAUGAUGGCUGCCGGUCACAUACGUAGUGAGUAAACACUCUGCUAAAGUACUGUUUAUAGCAAUUCUGUCUUAUUUGUUUUACAUUAGGUCAGCCAUACCCAUAGUACUGUUCAAUUUAUAUCCGUGGGCAUGUUGCUAUGCUGUCUGUACGUGCAAAAUGCCACAUAGAGAAUUGUUAUCAACUGAUAUUGCUAACAGUGGCUACGGCUAGCCCAAUGGUAGAACGGUAACGUCCAUGUUUUUUUCUAAUCCAAUCCAGCUUUAUUUGUAAAGCACUUUAAAACAACCACAGAGUACCAAAGUGCUAUUAGUUAGUUAUUGGUUGACAACGACUUGUCCACCGUUGUCAGCUAGAAUGCAAAAACUGUUGUCAACUCGGAGUUGACAUCAUUCUCAUUUCCGACUACCCAACGCUUUUGAUCACCUGUCAGUACUUUCAAAUACUGAAUUACGCAUCAGGGAGAGAAUGUCAGGUUCAAACAGAAGACGGAAGUGCCUCGAGCCAGGAGUGGGACACUGAGCUCCUCAGCUUCCCAAAGAGCCAAAACUAUUGCUGUAGCGGUGAUCUGCAGUGAUAGUUUCAGUGUUUCUUUUUCUUUUCAUUUCAAGACACAAGACUUGACUUGUGCUCAGAGGAGAGCAAGACUGUGUCGACCUUGCAGCUUGCUCAAAAAAUACGUUCUUGUUAUUAAACAGAGAGUAAAGUACAGAGGAGAGACACUGUCUGGUGUCCAGGUACCAGCACCAGUAUCGGUUCACAUAUGAAUGGUACCCAAUCCUAGUAACCAUGUUUAACAAUAGCAAAACUUACCAUUUACAACAUUCACACAACUCAUGCAGUCAAAUCCAAGUUUCAUUUAUCCAGUCGUUUGCUCAGUACUCCUCAAACAUACAGCCCUUUCCCAAAUAGAAACUGAACUAACAGUGAAACUUUAUCUCUGCUCUCUUCAAAGCCAGACUCCAUUGAGAAAAACGGUCAUUUUACCUCACUGAACACAGGAGUUGCUGGUCUGUCGCUGCUGCGAUAAGUUAGUUUUUUUUGCGUCAUUGUGUGACUUUGGUGUUUUAAAGUGUUAGUUCAGAUUCACCAAAGUCU